AAACUUCAAAGUCUCACGCUAUGGUCAUUGGUGGCGAUGAUGGUCAGGGUUUCUUCGCCGCGCCUGGUGAUCGUGGCGGCUGGAGCGAUCGCCAUCGCCACUAUCUUGAUCGCUUUCGCUCCAGUGGUCGACAAGGCCAGAUUCAUUCCAUCAGCGGUAAUCUCCAAUUUGAUCCGGCCACGGCCAGUGAAUUCUUCUGCCCGAGCGAUUGAUCGCCAGCGCCUCCACCAGUGCUCCGCGAUUUCAAAAUCCCCAUCGCAGUGCCCGGCCUACUUCUCCUGGAUUGACAGGGACCUGGCACCGUGGAAAGAUCACGGAAUCACGCUCCACAGCCUCCAAGAAGCCAAGAAGAGGGCGGAUUUUCGCGUGCUCAUCCUCAAUGGCACGCUCUACAUGGAGCGCUACCACAAGUGCUUCCAAACGCGCGACGAUUUCACGCUGCGCGGCCUCCAGCUGCUGCUCGAUCGCUUCCCAGGGAUGGUCCCGGACGUGGAUCUCAUGUUUGGCUGUGGAGAUUUCCCGGCAAUCCCACGCGCAAAGGGCAGCGACGAUCCAUCGCCGCCUCCUCUCUUCUCCUACUGUACCACCGCCAGGGGCGAGAACUACGACAUCGUAUUUCCAGAUUGGUCCUUCUGGGGAUGGCCCGAGGUAAACAUUCUUCCGUGGGAGGAGGAGAAGCAAAAGAUCUACUCGGGAGCUCGAGAGGAGAAAUGGUCAAAGCGGCAGAGGUUUGCGUAUUGGAAGGGGAAUUACUGGACUGGGGCCGCUCGACCGGAUCUAGUAAAGUGUGCUGCGAACAAAGAUGUCAAUUCCAGCCGCUUGAUCACUCAUCACCAGGAUUGGAAUGCUGAGAAAGGGCAGGGUUUCAAAUCCUCGGACAUGUCCAAGCAGUGCACUCACAGGUACAAAGUCUAUGUGGAAGGUCGAGGCUGGUCUGCCAGUCUCAAAUAUAUCAUGUCGUGUGGAUCCACCGUUUUGUUCAUCCACCCCGAUUUCCACGAGUUCUUCUCGAGAUCACUGAUCCCGUUCGUCCACUACUGGCCGAUCAACCGAACCGACAUUUGCAACUCGAUCAAAGCUGCUGUAGAUUGGGGGAAUGCCUUUCCUGAGGAGGCCGAAGCUAUGGGGAAGUGUGCUCAAACAUUUCUAGACAUGGAGCUCGAUAUGAAGUUUGUCUACCAGUAUAUGUUGUUGCUUCUCCAACACUAUGCCCAGCUGCUAAAAUUCCAGCCGGUUUUGCCUGAGGGAUUGGCACCAUUCCAAACUGACAACAAAGCUUUUGUAAACAAAACUAGCACUGUAGCUCUGACCCAAGCUUGCACUAUAUACUAGAAUUUUGAGCGAUUAAUUGUUAUUUAACCUUAGCUGUUAGUUUAAUAAACCCCAAGCACGAGAAAGACUUUUCUGGUUCA
Molecule: messenger RNA, 1412 nt
Organism: Selaginella moellendorffii
Lineage: Eukaryota; Viridiplantae; Streptophyta; Lycopodiopsida; Selaginellales; Selaginellaceae
Product: O-glucosyltransferase rumi homolog
Exons: 5
Coding region: 37-1332 (431 amino acids)
Source: RefSeq, a predicted model, not a curated record